Aspergillus sclerotioniger CBS 115572 is the source of this 496-nucleotide messenger RNA. RefSeq lists its product as uncharacterized. The transcript has a single exon. The record is from RefSeq and is a predicted model, not a curated record. Bases 4 to 465 code for a protein of 153 amino acids. NCBI's taxonomy places the organism in Eukaryota, Fungi, Ascomycota, Eurotiomycetes, Eurotiales, Aspergillaceae.
CGCAUGGCGAUAAAGGAUUUACAGCGAUCCAGCGAGAGGCUUGCUGCCGCGGAGAAGGCCAAGACUGCUCUUGAGCAGCUCAUGAACAAGAAGGAGGUUGCUCAGGACAAAGACAAAGAGCCGGAGACGCCCAAGGCCCGUACUAGCGAGUUCAAGCCGAUCACCAGUGCCCUGGAGCAGAGUCGUGUCAAGAUCUCGGAACAGGAGUCCGAGAUCAAGCACCUCCGCAACCAGCUGAGCCAAGCCACCCAAGGGAUCGUUGGACCAUCCGAGCAGUUGCUUAAGGAGCAGGCUAAAGAUCUGCGGGAGCUGUUGGAGAAAGAAAAACGGCAGCGAACAGAGGAUCAGAUAAAUUGGGACAAGCUGACCCGCGAGCUAGAGGAAAAGACGCGGAAGUUGCGCAUUUCGCAGUCGAAUGACAACCCAGCGCUGGUUCAGCGCAGGCGUCGGCCACCUGUGCACUGAUUUCCUGCGGGGGACGGCCUCUGGAUCCGGG